AUGAUUUUACUAUAAUAUCUACUUAUUUUCAUAGGUUUGCUUUUUAAAUUUGUUUAUUGUAUAGCUGACACUUUGCCGUUUUAACUUGAAACUGGUGUGUACUAUAUAAAGGAGACUAACGCAAUUGUUUACAAAGGACCGAAAGAUAAUAAAUGGAGAUAUAGUACUUUGGAUAUAAAAGCAGGUAUUACAUAAACUUAUAUAAUUGAUGGAAUGCUUGAGUUAAGUGGUUUUUAUACUUAAUAUUUUCUUUAAAAUAAUUAAUAGUACCUCUACUUUUAUAAUUAAGGUGAUGAUACUUAUUAAAUAAUUGAUUUAAGUAUACUAACUAGUAAAGGUUCAACAACUGCCAUAAUAAAUAAGUAUACAAGUGCCAAAGGAUGCAAAUUUUAUUAAUUAGUAUCAAAAUAUGAAUCACUUUAUUACUAAAGUUGCGCUGUUAAUGUAGAUAGUUACAUUUGGAAAGCGUCUUCUUUGGAAGGCUUAGAAACUGCUACUUCUCCUGUAAAAUUCACCUAUUAGAGAUAUACAAAGGAGUAUAUGGUAAUCGAUGAAACUUUUCUAGCUUAUAAAGGAAAAGAAUAUACUAAUUUUGUAUCUAUAAAGAGUAUUCAGAGUAUAAAAUUAUAUGAUCUAAAAUAUGAUAUAUUUUUAUUCGAUUUUUUACUCUGUAAAGCAACUAUGACUGGAAUUACUUUUGAAUGCUAAAUAAAAUAUGAUUUAGGCUUAAGUUUUGCAAAUUUAUAUGACUGUGUCAUAUCUAAAGUUUUCAACUCAAAUGGGAAAGAUAUAAUAUUUGUCUUUAACUACAAUACAAAUAAUUAUGAAUUUUUAGAGGCUUAAACAUUUAAUACUAUAUCAACUAUUGGAGAUAGAAUAAAUAUCGUAUCUUAAUCUCUAUAUUUUUUAUAAAUCAAAAACUAUUUUUAUUUUAAAAGUUAUCUUUAUUCAUUCACUUACAAUUCUUAGUCAGCAAAUCUUAAUAUUAAACUAAUAACUUCAUCUUUACCUUCUCCGUAUUAUUCUUAUACUUAUUAUAAUUUUGAUGAAUAAAACUUUUAAUAUGGAAAUUUUUUUUUUUUGCGUUAAGAUUAAAAAGUUUUAUAAAUUGUAAAUAUUUAAUCUAUUUACUGCCCAGCUGGUUGUUAAUAUUGCCCUAUUUAAAACCAUAAUUAAUGCUGUAGUUCAAAUUGCAUAGAAUGUAAUGAUGAAAAAACUUGUUUAACUUGCAGUACUGGAUAUAUAUUGUAAUUAGAUUAAACAUGUGAUAUUAAAACUUGUCCUAUUUCUGCUUAAAUUGAUAACAUUAAUAAAAAGUGUAUAUGUGAUCCAAAUGCAACUUUUAUUAAUAAAGAGUGUAAAUGUAAUAAUUCUUAUUAUUUGAGUGGUAAUUAGUGUUAAAAGUGUUAAUCUAAUUGUGAUAUUUGUUAAAACUCAUCAAAUUGUUAGUAAUGUUCAUCAGGCUUCUAUUUAUAUCCAAAUGGAUCAUGUCAAUUAUGUGAUAUUCAGAAAGGGUUUUAUAUCAAUAACAAUAAUUGUAUUUCUUGCGACUCAUCGUGCUUAACUUGUGAAGGAAGCAGUUAAUAACAAUGCACAAGUUGCUAUGAUGGAUUUUCUUUAUUAAAGAAAUAAUGUUAAUAAGUCUAUCUAAUAUUAAAUAAUUCAGUUUUAAGCUAAGAUUAAGUUCAAAAUAUAGAUUAAUCUUCAAAAACAGUUUCUAGCGUGUAAACAUAUAGCUCAUAUUCUUAGAAUAUAGCUAUGAGUUUAUUAAAUUAACAAAGUUUUGCUAUUGUUAUUUAAGGAUUAGUUAAUUAUAAACUCAGUUUUCUUGCUUUAAUUAGCAUUAAUUUACCAGAUCUUAUUUAUAUGGUUAUCAAAAAUCAAAAAGAUUAGCUUCCUUAAAAGUAAUUUUAAGUUCUGAAUGUAUUUAAAAGCUACUUAGAUGAAAACUAGAUAGAUUACUGUGAUACCAAAUUUUAUUCUGCUGAUUUGCCUGAUAAUAUAUUAUUUAACUGUGGGUCUGGAUUAAUUUUAUUUUUUAUAAGUCUCUUUACUUUUGUUUUAUUUUAUCUUUUAAUAGAAAAAGUAUAAAAUAAAUUUAUUUAAAAUUUAUCUACAAAAUUAUAUGAUAAUCUCAUAAGCUCAUUCGUAAUAUAAUACUUCUAGCUUUGCAUCUUAAUUUUUGUAGUUGGUAUCAAUGCAUAAAUAAAAUAUUUCAUAAACAACAAUAUUGAAAGUAAAGAAAUGAACUUAUGUCUUUCUAUUGUAUUGAUAUUUAUCUCCUUUAAAAUAUUUUAAUAUCUGUUCUACUAUCUAAAUAGAUAAUCCAAAGAUAACUAAAGUAGGACUUUUUACAUUAUUAAUAGAGAUAAAAUUUAGAACCAAACAAUUUAUGAGUGCCAAUUAAGAAGAAACUACCUUUUGAUCAAUCUUUUUAUAGAAACUUUUCUUCUACCUACAUUUUUUAUACAGUUUAGUGCUUAAUGGAUGGUAGUAUGUAUAAUAUCAAUCGUGCUUUAUUUAGUUUAACUAAUUAUUACUAUUAUUUACAGACCAUUUAUUUCUAAGCUUACAAAUGCUUUUUUUAUUAUAAACCAAUUUUUUUGGCUUGCUCUAUUUAUUGAAUACUUAAUUGUCUGUUGCUAUUGUUCAAAGUCUGAUUAUUAGGAUUACGAAAGUGCCAUCAACUAUUCUAGUCUAAUUUUAGUGCUUAAUGUUUUCAUCAUAUUGCUCUUAUAACCAGCUUAUGGGUUUCUAUAAAUUUUAGUAUAAAUAUAUGAUUUUGUUAAAAGUAAAUUGAGGUCAAAAGAAUAAAAUGCUUUUUAUGAAAUGCAAUCAAUAUAAUUAAAUUAAUAAUAGCUUAUGCCUUCAAGCUAAAUUUAAGAAAAAUUUUUUGUCUAAAAAACAAAUCAUUAAAAAAAUAUUUUUAGAUUCAAUCAUUAAAAGUAAAAAAAGAAUUAGUAAGAAUAUUAAAUUUAAAAUUGA
This is a messenger RNA of Tetrahymena thermophila SB210, 2985 nucleotides long. Its product is annotated as transmembrane protein, putative. The record is from RefSeq and is a predicted model, not a curated record. Lineage: Eukaryota; Ciliophora; Oligohymenophorea; Hymenostomatida; Tetrahymenidae. The transcript has 10 exons.